AUGGCUGGAGAGUGGGACAGCCUUAUUGCAGAGGAGGUGGAGAACUCGCAUGCGCAGAGAGAAGGCCGGAAAGGGGACAAAGAUCCUGAGGCCUCUCCGGCGCAAGAGGCUCCCAAGAAAGCGGAGCGCAAAGCAGGUGCUCCAGACUUGCGCGAACUACGAGAGAAGGCUGCGAAGCCCUUGUCCAAUCCGUUUUCCGGCCUGAAACCCUGUCCCGCCGGGGGCUACGAGUUUCGCACGGGGCAUUCGACGAAGUUUCCAAAGAUCGAGCUGCAAGCCGGCGAAACGGACCUCCAAGCGGCCUUCCGGGUGGCUUCCGAGCGACGCGACGUCGGCCGCGCCGCCUUCGGCGAUGGCACCAAGUUCGUGGCGGCGCAGGAGGCGGUGGAUGCCUGGGGCCAGGGCUUAUUGGCAUUGCAGCGCUUGAGGAAUCUGAGCGCUCGCGCGGUGACGCAAGACGAUGAGAACGCCUUGCUCCUGCUGGAGGGCAGCCAGCCUGCGGAGACGGUGAAUUCUCUGGAGGUCGUGUUGCGCCUCAAUCUGGCGCAGGCCUUGAUCAAAUUGAGGCAAUACGAGAACGCUGUCUGCCAAUGUCAGGGUGCUUUGGAAUUGGAUCCCUUGAACCUCAAGGCCCUCUGGCGCAAGGCCAAGGCCGUCUGGGCCUUGCGCUGCCCUGGCGAGGCACGAGAGGCUCUGGACGAAUUCCUCAAAGUGGACCCUGGCAACCCAGCGGCGCGUGCGCUGCUGUUGGAGAUCGAAACGGAGGAGCUGAAGCGCAAGGCCAAGCGCGUGGGGCCCGGCUUCGCGGAAGCUGGCAGGACAGCGGGACGCCAGUGCCCGAAGCCGCCCCAUGCGGAGGAGGUUGAACCGCUGGUGGAAGAGUCGGCGGAACCCGUGGAGAAAGUUACGCUCUGGUUUUGCUGCCGCCGGCAUACCUCAGCCGUAGCCGUGAGCGGUUUGCCAAUCUGUCACUGCUACCACAAUAAGGCGGUCCGCAAAACGCAGAAGGCACGACGUCACCGCACCCGGGCGUCCACACCCUCCUCUCCCGAGGCGGUGGGAGGGUCUGGCGCCAGUCCCAGCCGAACCCGCGGCAUCAAGCGGGCCCUGGAACUGCGCGACACCUAUGCAGGAGCUUUGAAGCCCUCAGUGGUAACAACUGUUGCGAAGCCCUGCGAAGUGGAGAAGCUUCAGGCUGUUCUCAUCAAUUUGGACAGAAGGCCGGAUCGCCUUGCGGAGUGCGCCCAGCGCAUCGAGACCAACUGCGAUUGGCUCCAGUACCAACGCAUGAGGGCCAGCGACGGGAAGCAGGACCUCAUCAGGUCAGACGAAGUGACCCAUUGGUGGCACACCGGUCGCAACGUGGUGUACCAGAAGAUCCGCUCACGCCGAAAAGGCUGGGAUGAUCUCCACACUUACAAGGUGAGAGAGUUGAGCAUGAGCGCUGGUGAGCGUGGUUGCGCAAUGUCGCAUAUCCGAGCCUGGCGGCGGUGCCUGGAGAACAGCGCGGAGACCUG
Cladocopium goreaui is the source of this 1517-nucleotide messenger RNA. NCBI's taxonomy places the organism in Eukaryota, Dinophyceae, Suessiales, Symbiodiniaceae. The record is from the annotation of a GenBank genome assembly.